CCUUCUUACACGACAACUCCAAUCCCUAUAAAUUAAGCGCUCAACAAAAUCAUUAAAUUCUCGUACAAAUUCCAAUUUCUUCAACCGAGAAGCGGAGAACUCGAUCGUCAUCGGAGCGGAAAGGGUCAUCGGAGGCAAAAUGAAGGGAAGAACGGAGAUGGAAGUCGGUGCCGACGGUGUUGCUGUGAUCACCAUCAUCAACCCUCCCGUCAAUUCUCUCUCCUUGGACGUAUUACAGAGCUUGAAAGAAAACUAUGAGCAGGCCUUGCUCAGGGAUGAUGUGAAGGCCAUUGUUGUUACAGGUGCAAAUGGAAAAUUUUCUGGGGGUUUUGAUAUUUCAGCUUUUGGCGGGCUUCAUGGAGGAAAGGUUGAGCAACCGAAGCCUGGCUUUAUAUCAGUAGAGGUCAUCACUGACACCUUUGAAGCUGCAAGAAAACCUUCAGUUGCUGCUAUUGAUGGUUUGGCCUUAGGUGGGGGUCUGGAAGUUGCCAUGGCAUGUCAUGCACGAAUAUCAACCCCCAAUGCACAGUUAGGCCUGCCUGAGCUUCAGCUUGGAGUAAUUCCUGGGUUUGGAGGGACACAGCGGCUUCCACGCCUUGUCGGUCUGACAAAGUCCCUUGAAAUGAUGCUGACAUCAAAGCCAGUUAAAGGAGAAGAAGCUCAUGCCUUAGGUCUUGUCGAUGCUGUUGUUUCACCUGAUGAAGUAGUAAAAACUGCACGUUGCUGGGCUCUAGAUAUUUUAGCACGAAGAAAACCAUGGGUUUCUAGCCUUUACAAGACUGAUAAAUUGGAGCCCCUUGGAGAAGCAAGAGAAAUACUUAAAUUUGCAAGAGCUCAGGCCCGCAAGAGGGCUCCAAAUCUAAAACAUCCCUUAGUUUGCAUUGAUGUUAUUGAAGAAGGCAUAGUUUCCAGUCCUAGGGCUGGGUUAUGGAAGGAGGCUGAAGCUUUCCAAGGAUUGUUACAUUCUGACACCUGCAAGAGCUUAGUCCAUUUUUUCUUUGCUUACCGUGGAACAACAAAGGUUCCUGGGAUCACUGAUCGCGGUCUGGUACCAAGACGAGUGAAUAAGGUUGCUAUACUUGGUGGAGGUUUAAUGGGCUCUGGGAUAGCAACUGCAUUGAUUCUUAGUAAUUAUCCAGUGAUACUGAAAGAAGUAAAUGAGAAGUUUUUGGAGGCUGGGAUUGGUAGAGUCAAAGCUAAUCUACAGAGCCGUGUCAAGAAAGGGAAAAUGACUCAAGAGAAGUUUGGAAAAACCUUUUCAUUGCUUAGGGGUGUUCUUGACUAUGAAAGCUUUAAAGAUGUGGACAUGGUUAUAGAGGCUGUUAUUGAGAAUGUUUCUUUGAAGCAACAAAUAUUUGCUGAUCUUGAGAAGUACUGUCCAUCACAUUGCAUACUUGCAAGUAAUACUUCCACAAUUGACUUGAACUUGAUUGGGGAGAGGACCAAAUCCCAAGAUCGAAUUAUUGGGGCCCAUUUCUUUAGUCCGGCUCAUGUUAUGCCACUCUUGGAAAUUGUUCGUACCAAGCACACAUCCCCUCAAGUAAUUGUUGAUUUACUUGAUGUUGGGAAGAAGAUUAAAAAGACUCCAAUUGUAGUAGGAAAUUGCACAGGAUUUGCAGUCAAUAGAAUGUUCUUCCCUUAUACACAAGCUGCCAUGCUGCUCGUGGAACAUGGUACAGAUCUUUAUCAGAUUGAUAAGGCAGUUAUCAAGUUUGGAAUGCCAAUGGGUCCAUUCAGAUUGGCUGACUUGGUUGGUUUUGGGGUUGGAAUUGCCACUGCUAUGCAAUUUAUUGAGAACUUUCCUGAGCGAACUUAUAAAUCAAUGAUUAUCCCUCUCAUGCAAGAGGAUAAGAGGGCAGGUGAAGCUACUGGGAAGGGGUUUUAUUUGUAUGAUGAUAAACGCAAAGCUAGUCCAGAUCCUGAACUAAAGAAUUACAUUGAGAAGGCGAGGAGCAUUUCUGGUGUAUCCAUUGACCCUAAGUUUGUGAAAUUAUCAGAAAAGGACAUUAUUGAGAUGGUAUUCUUUCCAGUGGUGAAUGAGGCUUGUCGAGUUUUUGCUGAAGGAAUAGCAGUCAAAGCAGCAGAUCUUGACAUUGCAUCUGUUAUGGGCAUGGGUUUUCCACCAUACAGGGGAGGAAUCAUGUUUUGGGCGGAUUCCUAUGGAUCAAAGUAUAUUUAUUCAAGAUUGGAUGAAUGGUCAAGGAUGUAUGGAGAGUUUUUCGAGCCCUGUGCCUUCUUGGCUGAAAGAGCUGCCAAGGGGUCUCCUCUGAGUGCACCAGUGGAGCACGCUAAAUCUCGAUUAUAAGAGUGCAUAAGAUUGCUUUCCUUAUUGCACCACCAACCACCCAGGGGUUCCUUCUUAAAACUUCUUUCCUAGUGCUGGAUAGAUGGGUCAGGAUAAGCUGAAUAAUGUUAUGAAUUGGAAAUUUAGCGAGACAACAUGGUCAAGAAAUGAGAUGAGACAUUAUUGGCAAACAAUGAACAUCUUCCCUCCUAGUAGAGCACAUCUUGUCUUAUUGCUAUUUCAUGAUAUCGGUAAAUUCUUCAUACAAUGAUUAUCCAUGUGAUACAUCUUUAGGCAAUGUGCUUUAUCAUUAUAGUGAGACAAGGAGUAGUGCUACCGACUUACUUUUGGCCAUGCGUUUUAUAAUUAUAGUGACUGGCUGAUACUUUUUUUUUUUUUUUCUUUUUUGUAUUUUUUAUUGGGUAAUAAGUGUCAACCUCUCCAAACUUGUUUUUAUGCACUUUUGAAACUAAUUCU
Rubroshorea leprosula is the source of this 2761-nucleotide messenger RNA. Lineage: Eukaryota; Viridiplantae; Streptophyta; Magnoliopsida; Malvales; Dipterocarpaceae. The record is from the annotation of a GenBank genome assembly.